AUGUAAUAAUUUUGUUUUCAAAUAUCUGAACAAAUACUUAUACCUUCUAUAGUUUUUCUUGCUCUUAUUACUCUAAUAUCUAUAAGGAAUCUUAUCUAAAUUUAUAACCUGAAGAAUUGGAACCCAAUUUAGGAAUUGUCACCCCUUUUGACCAUAUUCCAAGGAUUGUCACUUUAUUUAUUUAUAGUCAUAACCACAUUUGUGAUAGUUUAUGUUGAACAGAACAAUUUUCAAAUCCUUAAAAUUCUGAUGAUCUUUUAGAACUUUUUUAGGGGACUCUUUGUAUAUAUCACAGUAUUCAAAUCACUCAGAGUGGCACUUGCAUUUCAUCUGAAUAGUAAGUCCUCCUUCUUCUUAACCUUUUUAUGUACCAAACUAUUUAAAGAUUAGUUACGUAUUUUAUUUGUAGCACUCUUUAUGACUUCCGCAUUGUGGUCAGGAAUUUAUUACAUCGUAAAACUUUAUAAUAGUGAGAUAUCCCACACGGAGUAACAUUAUAUUAAUGAUCUCAUUCAGUACGAGGAGAUCAACAUAGUGGAAGCAAUUAAUAAUACAAUAGAAAUCACUUUAUUCAUGUUGAUCAUAUAUUGGAAUUCAAAAAUCCAUAUACCACAAUUUGAUACACUUCAAAGGUUUGUCAAUAAACCAAUUCUUAUCUAUGCUAUUUGGUUAUACGUUAAUACUUUUAUCAGUUAUUUUAUCAAUGAGAAAGAUUGCGAAAUUUACAGUGGAACUACUAGAUUUCCACUUUCGUUGAUCGUUAUGCUCAUCUCCUAAAUUUUGAGGAGCAUGGUGGAAUUCUAUUUCGUCAUCUAUGCUCCCAUAUAGUAAAGUACAUUAAUAAGAUUGCCAUUGAUCCCAUCUAUCAUUUUGGAUAAUUUUCAAUUAUAUAUGAGAAUCCCACUAUGUAGCACAAUAUUUUACAAAUACUUAGAACAACUAUCAGAGAGCACCAUUUUCAAUUCUCAGGAGAGAUCUAUGGAAUACUCAGAUGAUUUAUAGGUACUUUAGGUGUGGAUGGCUUAUCAGAUGAAAUUAGAAAACGGGAUUGGAGAUGAAGAUUUCGCACUAGUGUUGAGUUUGGAUAAAUAAUAAAAUGAAACUCAGUUUGAUAUUAAUUAUUAAUCAUAAAAUCAAGUUAGAUUAGAAAAGCAUUUGAUGUAACUCUUCAAAGAGUAUUAGAACACAUUCUCAUAUUAAAGAAUGAAGAAACUGUUCAAUUGUCUUGAUAAUGCAACGAAGAAUUUCUAUUAAAUGAAUAUAAUCUAAAAUUUUUUAAACUGA
Molecule: messenger RNA, 1284 nt
Organism: Paramecium octaurelia
Lineage: Eukaryota; Ciliophora; Oligohymenophorea; Peniculida; Parameciidae
Source: the annotation of a GenBank genome assembly